ACCGCAACCCACGCGGCAAAAACUCCAUCACCUGCUUAUCCACUCCCCUCUCUGCAACUCUGCAUCUCCAUUUCUUCCUUUCCAUGCCCAAUUUACAGUAGCAGCUUGAGAGAAUCUCGGUCUCUUCUUCUUUACUUCAUCGGCUAUGGAGACUGGAAUUGCUUGCUGCGCUCGCGGGGCUUUCCUCCCCAAUCUUUCUUCUCAGCAUUCUACUGCCCUCAUGUCUCCUUCCUUCGCCACCAGGAGUCUGAAAGCGAGCUCGCUAUUUGGGGAGUCAUUAAGGCAAGUUCCCAAGUCAUCAAUAAAGGUGGUAUCGAGGCCAAAGAGUUCUCCCCUUAAAACCAGAUGUGAAAUUGGUGAUAGUCUGGAAGUGUUUCUCACCAAAGCAACCUCAGAUAAGGGAUUGAUCAGAUUGAUGAUGUGUAUGGGAGAAGCUUUAAGGACCAUUUCCUUCAAAGUUAGAACGGCUUCUUGUGGAGGAACUGCGUGUGUCAACUCCUUUGGAGAUGAACAGCUUGCUGUCGAUAUGCUUGCCGACAAGCUUCUGUUUGAGGCCUUGACAUACUCACACUUCUGCAAAUAUGCUUGCUCCGAAGAAGUGCCAGAGCUCCAGGACAUGGGAGGCCCUGUUGAAGGAGGGUUCAGUGUUGCAUUUGAUCCGCUCGAUGGAUCAAGUAUUGUCGACACAAACUUCAGUGUAGGCACCAUCUUUGGAGUGUGGCCGGGUGAUAAGUUGACUGGUAUAAAGGGAAGUGAUCAAGUUGCUGCGGCCAUGGGAGUUUACGGUCCUCGCACGACAUAUGUUCUUGCUCUGAAAGACUACCCCGGCACUCAUGAGUUUCUUCUUCUUGAUGAAGGAAAAUGGCAACAUGUUAAAGAGACCACAGAGAUUGGGGAAGGAAAACUGUUCUCUCCUGGAAAUUUGAGAGCCACAUUUGAUAACCCUGAUUAUGACAAGCUGAUCAACUACUAUGUGAAGGAAAAAUACACAUUGAGAUACACCGGCGGAAUGGUUCCCGAUGUCAACCAGAUUAUUGUGAAAGAGAAGGGUAUUUUCACAAAUGUGACAUCUCCCUCAACCAAAGCCAAGCUGAGGCUGUUAUUUGAGGUAGCUCCUUUAGGAUUCUUAGUGGAGAAAGCAGGAGGUUACAGCAGCGAUGGACGUCAAUCUGUGCUUGACAAGGUGAUCGAGAAUCUCGAUGACAGAACCCAAGUUGCUUACGGAUCUAAAGACGAGAUCAGUCGAUUCGAAGAAACUCUUUACGGAUCAUCCAGGUUUAAGGCAGGGGUGCCGGUCGGGGCUUCAGCUUAAGCAGUGACAGAACAUUUUCCCCAAUUUUUUUCCCACCUUUGCUUGUUGAAGACAGAAAUUUAAUCUGUCAGUAGAAGCUUGUAUGACUUGUAUGAUAGAAAUGAAAAUAUUCAAGCUAUUUUGAGGUUUGGCACCACAA
This is a messenger RNA of Momordica charantia (bitter melon), 1451 nucleotides long. It is a transcript of the gene SBPASE, whose product is annotated as sedoheptulose-bisphosphatase. Gene Ontology annotation, molecular function: fructose 1,6-bisphosphate 1-phosphatase activity. Gene Ontology annotation, biological process: fructose metabolic process; fructose 6-phosphate metabolic process; fructose 1,6-bisphosphate metabolic process. The record is from RefSeq and is a predicted model, not a curated record. NCBI's taxonomy places the organism in Eukaryota, Viridiplantae, Streptophyta, Magnoliopsida, Cucurbitales, Cucurbitaceae. Gene Ontology annotation, cellular component: cytoplasm.